UGUCUGCGCCCACUCCAAAUCAUGAAUUUUGACAAGAUACCAUAUUUUAAUAUGAAAAUAGGUCUCAGUAUGUUUUCAGCACUUGCGUUUGAUUUUAUUCAUCCGUCUGCUCGUAAUAUUUAUAUGUUGCACGGACGCAGACUCUUUACAGGAAAGUCUGGUGCAGGGAAAAAAUCUAAAAAGUACACAAGGACGCUGAAUUUGCCCAAAACUCAGUUCCCAAUAUCAUUGAAGGAUGCAUCAACGAGAGAAAAAGAACUCCAAUCGCUGUGUAGAUUUGGAAGUUUGUAUGAAUGGCAGAGACGCCAUAACAGAGGUCCUGAGUUUAUCUUGCAUGAUGGGCCUCCAUAUGCCAAUGGCAAACCCCAUGUUGGCCAUGCUCUUAACAAGGUCCUGAAGGACAUUGUCAACCGUUACCAUGUGAUGCGGGGCCACAGAGUUCACUAUGUCCCUGGCUGGGACUGCCAUGGUCUGCCCAUUGAGCUCAAAGCUCUACAGGGGAAGGCUCACCUUAAACUCACCCCCUUACAGAUCAGAGAUGAAGCACAGAAGUUUGCUGAGAGUGCUAUUGAAGUGCAGAUGGAAGGAUUCAAGCGUUGGGGCGUAAUGGCUGAUUGGGAUAAACCUUACUUCACUUUCAACCCACAAUACGAGGCAGCACAGAUUGACAUAUUUUCAAGACUACAUGAGAAAGGUUAUAUUUAUCAAGAUGUAAUGCCAGUUUAUUGGUCACCAUCCUCUAGAACUGCGCUAGCCGAGUCAGAGUUGGAAUACAAUGAGAAACAUGUUAGCACAUCUGUGUAUGUUCGCCUGCCUCUAGUCAGAAAACCUCCAUUGCUUAGUACAGAUAAUAAUGUGUAUGCUGUCAUAUGGACUACAACGCCAUGGACCUUACCAGCUAACCAGGCUCUAGCUUAUGGAGAAAACAUAAACUAUGUUUUACUUAAAGAGACUGGUACGUCAGAUGUGUACAUUUGUGAAGACAGCUUUGCUGAAAAACUAGCAACCAUUACUGGAAAGGAUUUUAAAUUGAUUGAAAAAGUACAAGGAAGUGACCUGGAAGGUGCCACCUACAUGCACCCAUUGACCAAUGAGGAGCUGCCGUUUCUGCCAGGAGGUCAUGUGACUGCAAAUAAAGGCACGGGAUUGGUCCAUACAGCCCCAUCACAUGGCCAUGAUGACUUCCACCUGGCUAAACAGCAUGAUAUAGAUGUUCGUGUGCUGGUGGAUGACAACAGUUGCUAUACAGAGUCUGCUGGUUCCAAGCUGGAAGGGAAGCCAGUGCAGGGGGAGGCAACUGAGAACACAGUGUUAGAGUGCCUUGGGACAAGCCUGCUUCAUAGAGAGCCUUUCACUCAUAGUUACCCUUACGACUGGCGAACAAAACUACCUGUGAUCAUCCGCACCAGUCGGCAGUGGUUCAUAGACACACGGGCACUUCAUGACAAAGCCAUGAAGUGUUUGAAGUCAGUGAAGGUAGUUCCCUCCCACCUGGAGGCACGGAUGGAGUCUAUGCUGGGGGCCCGUACAUACUGGUGCAUCUCCAGACAGCGUGUUUGGGGUGUGCCUAUCCCUGUAUUCUAUAACAGACACACGCAUGAACCUCUAGUGGAUAGAGCCAUAAUAUCCCAUAUCGGUGAGCUGAUAGCAAAACAAGGGUCUGGUAUUUGGUGGUCUCUGCCUCAUGAAGAACUCUUACCACAGUUGCUUCUUGACCAGGGAGGCCAUGGCGAGUGUGGCAACUUUGAGAAAGGUGGGGACAUCCUCGAUAUCUGGUUUGACAGCGGAUCCUCGUGGGCAGCUGUUCUUGCCCGUGGCCAGCAGGCAGAUGUAUACAUGGAGGGAACCGACCAGUUUGGUGGCUGGUUCCAGUCUUCUCUCCUUACAUCUGUUGCUUUACAUGACCGAGCACCAUACAAGAGUCUGGUUGUCCAUGGGUUUACAAUGGAUGAGGAGGGGAGAAAGAUGUCCAAGUCACUGGGAAAUGUAAUUGACCCAGACAAAGUCAUACAUGGGGGAAAGGACCAAAAGAAAGAGCCAGGGUAUGGGGCGGAUGUUUUGCGCUGGUGGGCGGCAAUCUCGAACCUACAGAGUAUCAGUAACAUUGGCUCCACCACGCUGGAUAACAUACGAGAGGAACUGUACGGGUUACGGGGAACAUUGAGGUUUCUACUGGGAAAUGUAAGCUGUCGGAAUGAUGGACCCGUGGUAGAGUAUGGGUCUCUCUGGCCCCAGGACAAGCUACUUCUAUACAGACUUUACCAGUAUGCCAGCAAGGUGGAUGGCUUCUAUGAGAACUAUGAGUACUCCAAACUGCUGCAGACCACUGUACAGUUCUGUACAAAUGAAGUGUCCAAGUUCUACUCCACACUAGUCAAAGACAGGUGUUACUGUGAUACCACCGACAGUGCAGGGAGACUUUCCAGCUUAACCGCUCAGUGGCACGUGCUGCAUGUGAUUACUCGUUGUCUAGCCCCUGUGUUACCCCACCUUGCUGAGGACCUUUAUCACAAUUUCCCUCCUGCAAGGCACAAACAGGACGUUUGGAGCAUCUUCCAGACCAGGUGGCUAAAUUUACCCACAGAGUGGAACAACCUGGACAUUGAGCACAUAAUGCAGCCUGCUCUAGACAUCCGGGACCAUCUACAUGAUAUCAUCAAUGACGAGCCAUCAGUUGAGUUUGAUGUGUUUAUCUACACCAGCCAAUUGCUCCAUUCCCAACUCAGUGAGUUUCAGCAGGAGAAGACGUCUAGCUUCUCCCCUCUAUGUGAACUCCUACAAACUGCUAGCACCGCGCUGACGGACGAGCCUCUAAAUGUGAUACCAGACAAUAUUCAACUUGUCAACGGCAUCUGUAAUGUCCAUAUGAAAGAUGGGUACCUGUGUCCGGAGAAGUAUGUGAUCAUCCUGAAGGACACAGAUAGGUACGUGUGUGAGCGAUGUCGGAGAUUUACUGCUGAGAAAGCGGGUACUCUGUGUGGACGAUGUCUCAAUGUUCUAUCCACAGGAUGGGACUGAUUUAGACUGGCUACUAUUAAUGGUUAUGUUGAAGAUUUACCUCAAAGAAAGCAGCAAAUCCAUGUGGAUGAUUUCUUGAUGUCCUAUUUACAGGAUGGGAUGGAUUUUGUCAGAAUAACAAGUUUACUUAUAAGCAUCUUUUUAUUUUCAUAUAUAUUUUUUUUUAUACAUGUUGACUUUAAAUAGAUCUUCACUUUGCAUUUAUUUUAACAAAUUUCCCGAUUAGUGAAAACGUGUUUUUGUUUUUGAAUUUUAAUAAAGUUCAUUAUUGAAUACGUACGCAAUUGAAUGCAUUUUGCGUUUAAUUUCACUUGUUAAUAAACUGAAGUUGUGAAAAAUCAAAAGCUGUGAAAUUGAAUGGUGCUACAGCAUUUUUUUCAUCUUGUGGUCUGUGAAUGCUACAAUGGUUUAGUGAAGGAGACAGACUUAAGAUGACACGACAUCAGUUCUUCUCUCCCCCCUGUGCAAUGUUCACAUAGCUGCUCUAUGUUCUGACCAUUGAUGAAUUUAAAAAAGAAAAGCGUAAGUUUCGUGUAUUAUAAUCGAUAGCAUUAUCAAGAGUCGGAUAAUAUGAUCAGAUAUGUAUAAUUGAUAUGACAUUUAAUUGAGGUAUGGCAAGACUUGUGGCCUCGAAUGAUACUGUUUUUAUUUUUUAGCUUUUCUUUGUUGUUUUUAGGGAGUUGAAGUAUUAGUCUGCGUUAGUUGUGUUAUUUUCUUGUUGUCAUCGGCAACAGUAUUUUCCCGUUGGCUGUAACUUGAAAAUUGUUUAAGAUAUUGAAAUGAAACUCUGUACACCUGUAGGCAUAUAUGAAGCAAGUCCCAUUACUCUGACUAAAAUAUUUGCUGAGUUAUGCCUCAAAGGGCUUGGACAAAUUGACGAGCAUUGGCAUUUGCUCCUAUGGCUUUUGGUUUAAUUUUUUUUAUACCUUGUCACUGCCAUGAUUCUUGUGCUUAAUUUAACAUUUUUGUUAAUGGAUUUUGUUUACAUUUGUGUUAAAUGCAAUAUUAUUAUGUUACUUUUUAAGUGUUUUUUCAAUAAAGUUAGAUUAUUUUA
Messenger RNA from Mya arenaria, 4072 nucleotides. RefSeq names its product isoleucine--tRNA ligase, mitochondrial-like. Gene Ontology annotation, molecular function: ATP binding; aminoacyl-tRNA deacylase activity; isoleucine-tRNA ligase activity. The record is from RefSeq and is a predicted model, not a curated record. The coding region runs from base 22 to 3018 and encodes 998 amino acids. The transcript is spliced from 23 exons. Gene Ontology annotation, biological process: isoleucyl-tRNA aminoacylation. NCBI's taxonomy places the organism in Eukaryota, Metazoa, Mollusca, Bivalvia, Myida, Myidae. Gene Ontology annotation, cellular component: cytosol.